This is a messenger RNA of Neofelis nebulosa (Clouded leopard), 1332 nucleotides long. It is a transcript of the gene KLRG1, whose product is annotated as killer cell lectin like receptor G1. The record is from RefSeq and is a predicted model, not a curated record. The coding region runs from base 137 to 697 and encodes 186 amino acids. Lineage: Eukaryota; Metazoa; Chordata; Mammalia; Carnivora; Felidae. The transcript is spliced from 5 exons.
UUGGGCUGUUUCCUUAUUGACAUGUGCCUCUUCAUACUUCUAUAAUUUUACUCUCUCGAUCGCUUCUCAGCCUUUUGGCCAAGAUCAAGUGUAUAAUUUUACUCUCUCAGCUGGAUGUGAAUGACAUUAGAUAAAGAUGAUUGACAAUGAUAUUUAUUCUGUAUUACAAUUGUCUACUGAACCUCCAGCCCAGAAUGACUACAGACCACAGGAAAAAGUUUCUUCUCCCAGGUCCCCUCUCUCGCGCCAUGUGGCAAUAGCUUUGGGACUUCUGAACGCCCUUCUUAUGUGUUUGCUGCUUGUCCCGUGGAUUCUGUGCCAAGGUUCCACUCGUGCCAGUUGUCCUAGUUGCCCAGACUUCUGGGUGAGGUAUGGCGACUACUGUUACUACUUCUCAGUGGAGAAAAACAACUGGGAUUCUAGUCUGGACUUCUGCUUAGCUGAAGACUCCCAUCUCCUUAUGCUUACAGGCAACCAGGAAAUGAGCCUGCUUCAACCUCUCCUCAAAGAGGACUUUUAUUGGAUUGGUCUGAGGAACACUUCUGGCUGGAGGUGGGAAGAUGGGUCAGCCCUAAACUUUUCAAGGAUUAUUUCAAACAGCUUGAUACAGAAGUGUGGUACCUUCAGCAAAAGUGGUUUCCUAGGCUCUAGCUGUGAGGCUCUUUUACAGUGGGUCUGUAAGAAGGUCAGACUUUGAUGGGUGGAUCUGUCAUAUAGCUCCCUAAAAAGGGGGAGCCAGCCUCUGGGUGCUGGGAUAGUCAUGAGUGUAUAUUUAGUGAAAGCCGAACCUUCUAGAACAUGGCAUUAGAUGUAAGAUUAAUGCGAUUUCCCUGGGACUGAUGGUUUAUUGCUGGACUCUCUUUGAGAACAGUUAGAUAUUAACAAUUUAAAGAUCAGAUCUAGGAAAAUUUGUGAAAGAAAAUAUUGUUUUAGUACUUCUCACAGUAGUGACUGAUGCUGCCUUCUUCACCCCCAUUCCCACCAUCUCUGUCAAAAAUGUACCUUUUCUGUGUUAUGGUCUGAACUGGUCCGACGAUAUCCAUGCAAAUAUAUACUAUUGCUAAUGUAUUACAGAGUUUUGAUGUGUGCUAAUAGGCUGGCAUGUUACUUAUCCCUGAUAAUAUGUUUUUCUCCUAACAAUGGCCCUUUGCAAAUAAAGCUUUAUUCUAAAGAAUACUGCCAAUCGUGACAAGUAGAAAGUGGAUAAAAACAGGGUGAUGCUUUCUGCUUCUCAGCUCUCUACCACUUAGAGACUUGGCCUUGGCUGAAUUUAAUUGUUCUGGGUAUGCGUAAAUGUGGAUGAAUAAACCAAUGUAUGACCAUAUUUUUCCA